Messenger RNA from Colletotrichum truncatum, 501 nucleotides. RefSeq lists its product as uncharacterized. Lineage: Eukaryota; Fungi; Ascomycota; Sordariomycetes; Glomerellales; Glomerellaceae. The record is from RefSeq and is a predicted model, not a curated record.
AUGUGCGGCCAUGUUAUGAGAGGUCGUUUCAUGCCUCGCUGCGCUGACUGCGACAAUAUCGAUUACUCAACCGCUUGGUCUCCUCUGGUCCGAAUCCCCAUCCUUAUCAUCAUCACCAUCAUCUUCAUGCGCAUGCAUCCUGCCAUCGACAGCUUUAUCAAGCGCGCCAUCUGGAUGAUUGUCAAGCCCCUUGCUCUACUGAUAGGAUACUUCUUCGUUGUCAUUGUUCAUAUUCUUAUCUUUACCUUCGUCGAUGGUCCCAGUAUGAUUGCCAACCGCAACAACACUCGAGACCUUGACGUCCUUGGAUCGCUGGAUACCAAGAACAAUACCAAGCUCAACGCUAUCAUGAGCCGGCUUCAUGCCACUGAGGCCGAGCCCUGGAUUCCUGGUGGCGUCUUCGACAAAAAGUACAAACCCUUUCUGGUCGCUGACAAUAUGAACUUUUCUGGUCCGCGUCAGAAAGUCGCAAUGACUCGGAAGCGCAACAUCUCCUGCUGA